Messenger RNA from Zygosaccharomyces rouxii, 1725 nucleotides. RefSeq names its product cytochrome c lysine N-methyltransferase (gene CTM1). Bases 1 to 1725 code for a protein of 574 amino acids. The transcript has a single exon. Lineage: Eukaryota; Fungi; Ascomycota; Saccharomycetes; Saccharomycetales; Saccharomycetaceae. The record is from RefSeq and is a predicted model, not a curated record. Gene Ontology annotation, molecular function: protein binding.
AUGGGGAUGUCGGAAGUGGCUCAAUGGUUUCUCACUAAUACGGAUAUCUGUUUGCAUCAAUCUGUCAAGAUUGAUAAAUCAACAAUAGGCGAUCCUGCAAGUGGUUAUGGGGUUUUUGUUGAUCUUUCAAAAACCGGGGUUAUGAAUGGCGAUAAAAAUACACUAGAACUUAUGAGGAUUCCUCAUGGGGUUACAUUUGAUGUGCACACUGUUUUCCAGGUGUUGAAUGACGGGACAUGGUACUCCUCAAGACAAGAGUUUGAAAAGACAAAGCAGAAAUUCAAGGAUGUCUUUGCACGUAUGCUUGAAUAUGAAGGAAUGAUGGAGUUGUUAAAUGAAUCAAAUACGCUAGUUGGCUUUUUCUUAGUAUGUGCCAUGCUCAGAGACGAAUACGAAUUGCCUUCUGUCCUUGUCUACUAUUUAGAUAACGUCUUAUUGGAAACGACUAUUGAAAAUGCUGCCAAACAUUUGGAUUUAUUAAUGGAAUACUAUGAACAGUAUGUGGAAUCACACUUGUUUUCAAAGAUGUUGAGGAAGUUUGAACAAUUUGCUGAUCGGAUUCCUCGAGAAACCGUUCGUCAAGUGUUUGCAGCGGUAAAAUCUCGGUGUCUUGAAAUACCACAGGAAUUGGACCAGGAUAGUGAUGAUUUCGUGGUCAAUUCGACCCUAGUUCCUCUCUUAGAUUUAUGCAAUCAUAGCAACAGGCCAAAUUCUCAUUUUGAUGUGGAUAGAGAGACGGGGGAUGUCAUUUUACUAUUAGACUUGGGUAAAUCCAAACCUUUAAAAGAUAAAUUCCAAGAAGUGUUCAUUUCCUACACUCCACUCGUAGAGAUGCUUUCUUUCCACAAUAACUAUGGAUUUGUUCCGCCUCCUGAUGAUUUCCAAUUCUUUAAUCUCUCCAUUGAAAGAGACUUUCUAUCUCAACAAAAAGUUGGUAAUAGAGAUCUUCGUCUUUUCUGCAAAUGGUUUAAAAUUAAUCCAGUGGUACAAUUGAUCCGAUACAAGGGGAAAUGGUACAUUAACGAUACUUUGGAAGCGUUUGCACUUUUGUUAUUACCAUUUUUACCGUUACCGGACGAUUUCACCAAAUCUUGCUGGCAUUACGACGAUAGGAACUACGAAACUUUUGCCCAUUUCCACCAAUUUCUUAACGAUAAUGAUUUUACUGACUUCACACAAAGUCUCAAAUUUUACAAACGUGAAAUUCGCCAGCAAGAGCACCAAAACUGUGAUACCAUCUGGUUUCCCCAGCUUGCCUGGUGUUUCCGUUAUAAGGAUGAUGGUGAACUUUUACGUAGACGCGUAGAACAGAUUGAUGCAUUGGAAUUAGCACCUUUUGAAGAUCGAAAGCAAUUUGAAUUAGUCAUUGAACGUUUUAAGGAGUUUUUUGUCGGCUACCUAGAUCAUAGAGAAUCGACACUGAGGAGUUACCAAGGAGAUAACGAAUCAUUUAACCAAUUGUUACACCUUGAACUUGAUAUUUUACAGCAAUUGAACAAUGGACUAAAACAGAAUCAAGUGCAAUUCUGGAGUGAUAUAGACACCGAUGCUCAGGAGGUCCCACAGUUGCCUUUUGUCUGGAAACCAAGCGGCCAAGAGAUACAGAAUGACGAGAAUUUGGAAUUGGACUGGGAAAUGCUAAGUAUAAAACCCUACAAUCCCAGAGAACUGACAGAUUUCUACGAUGAAGAGUUACACAGCUUCUUGCAAGUGAUGCAGGGUUAG